GACGUCACGUGCACCCGACCCCAUACACUAUCUCUCUUCUCUUUCUUCUUUCUCACCCUCUCUCGAAACUCCUUCACCGUUUUUUCUGUGAACGUUGCGACAGAAAGCUUCUUCAUCUUAUCUUCUCUUUACCGUUGAACUGUGAAACGACGCUGUUUCGUUCUCGCCUCGAUUCGAUGGAGUGCGUUUCUCUGUGAUCUCAAGGGGAGUCCGGCGAUGAGUGAGCUAAUUCGGUGCCUGGUGUUUGAUACUGGUUUCGGUUUUGUCGAUUUGUUUGCUCGAAUUAUAUGAAAUGUUUGAUUGGAACGACGAAGAGCUAGCUAACAUAAUAUGGGGUGAAGGAGGUGAGAGUGAUGAUCAUAUUGUGCCUUAUCCAGAAGUAAAUGAAGAUGUUAGCAACAAGAGAGAAUGGAACCAGGAAGCUUCUGCAAAUAAGCUCAGUGAGCUGAAGAGACCAGAGGCUAAAAAUGAUUUUGAUGAAAGAAAGUUAGGAAGCUGUUCCAACCUUGAUAAUAGUGGGGAACUACCUGCCUCAGGAUAUGGAACAAACUCAUGGCCUGACUUGUCUUUAUCCACUUCAGCUAAAAUUGAUCAGGGUUCCUUGGGUACUGAAGUAUCUAAAAAUUUAACUGAACUUGGCAAAUUCAGUUCAUCAAGAGGUGAAGAAACUACACAAUAUGAAAAGGAUGCUGAAAUUUUCCAAAAUGGUCAUGAAGGUAAAGAGCAAGGUGAUUUUGUUGAUUAUGGAUGGGCCAAUAUAGGAAGUUUUGAUGACCUUGAUCGAAUAUUUAGCAAUGAUGACCCUAUAUUUGGCCAUGUUAAUCUUGAUAAUUCUAAUGAGCUUUGGUCCUCUAAAGAUUUGAGUAACAAUCCAGCACCUUUACUACUGGACACACCAAGUUCAUCAGGUGCUUUAAGGAACGGAACUGAGCCUUCGGAAAUCAAAGAAGAAUAUGUUCAGUGUGAUGAUGAAUCCUUGGACCUCAGCUUUGGGAGUCCUGCAUCUCAAGUUAUACAAAAUUCAUGCACAAUCACAACUAAUUUGGGAAGUGAUGGAGUUAGAAGGAAGCGUACUGGAAAGGAACAGCAGGUUUUUAGGCAAAAGAAUCAUUUGAAAAAUCGAAAAAAAUCACAGGUAAAACAUGAGGAGAAUGCCUUGCAGGAUUUUUAUGGUAAUUGGUCUCCUUCAACAGCACAAGCAAAACAAUUUGAGAAUCAGUUGCCACCUUCAGUCAUACAAUCUUCUCCCUCUCCAAUUCUUGGGCAAGCAAAGCAGAUCCAAGGAGCUGAAACCCUAUAUCAGAAUAUCAUAAAUCCAUAUAUGGCUUCUUCUGUGUAUGGAAACCUUUCUAAUACAUAUCCUGCUAUCCCAAUGCUAUCACAGACUCAGUCAGGCGAUCUUAGCCAUCAGCCAGCACUUUCUGGGUACGAAGUGUCUCCCGGUAUAGUGAAUCCUGUAAAGAAUUCUGUGGACUCAAUCAAGCCCCAAAUCAUGACUCCUCAGGAGAAAAUUGAAAAGUUGAGGAGGCGGCAGCAAAUGCAAGCAAUGCUUGCUAUUCAGAGACAACGGCAACAAUUAGCCCAUCAAGUUCCUAGUGCUAGUAAAUCCAGCACUCAAAAAUGUCCCCCGGACAUUCAAAGUCAUCUUAGUGAUGGGACUGAUGAAGAUCUAAGAACUCUUCCUGUUCUAGAUCCACCAAUUGAACAAGAUGAUUCUAAUACAAUGUCAGUGGCAGUUGGUAAUGAUUUUGUUGAAGACACCAUACUGUACAGGCUUCAGGAUAUUAUAUCAAAGUUAGACAUCAAAAUAAGACUCUGCAUCAGAGAUAGUUUGUUCCGGUUGGCACAAAGUGCAACGCAAAGGCAUUAUGCUAGUGAUACUAGUAGUACAAACAAAAGUAGCAGAGAAGAACUUGAAAUUGCUGCAAGAGAAGAUAGCAAUAGCCAGAACAGAUAUGCGAGGAUGCCUGAUGUUGAAACAGAGACGAAUCCCAUCGAUAGAACUGUGGCUCAUUUACUUUUUCAUAGGCCUAUGGAGUUAACCCAAGACUAUGCUGACAAGCUGGAGUCGCCUAUGUCUACUAAGCUGCAAUGUGAAAGCAAAGAAGCUAAGCUGGUGAACUUUCCUGUGAGUUGCAUACCAGAUGAAGACUUGAAAAAUAAUCAACAUCUUUCUCAUCUUGGGAUUAAGAAUUCUUGGUUUGAUGCCCAGUCUAUGGAUCAAAUUAAAAACAGUCCCUGCAUAGACACUUCAGAGAAUGCAUCUAACACACAGCAACUUGAAGCCUCUCAGUGAAGAAAGAAAUUCUCCAGAAAUCUGAGGCCAUUUGGAUCAUAAGCCAGUGCAAGUAUAUCGCUGUAGAAUCCUGGGGCACCAGUUUCAUGCAUGCAUGUUAUCAGUAUUAUUUACAUUUCUGCUGUUUUAAAACAUGACACUCUGUAUAUCUGUAUCUGACCAUACUUAAGGUCGUGAGUGCUAAGUUGUUUUAAUCAUAACUAGAACAAAAGUGUCUCGCAAGGCCCCACUCUUAUGUCAAACUUAAGUCUUUGGCUGACUGACAUAGACCAGGCUUUAAAUUUGGUGUCGUAUUUCUAUAUGUACGACUUGCCAUACCUACCCCUUAUCAUAAUUAAUGUUAUGUCUGUCAUUAUUUGAGAUUGAGACA
Molecule: messenger RNA, 2666 nt
Organism: Cajanus cajan (pigeon pea)
Lineage: Eukaryota; Viridiplantae; Streptophyta; Magnoliopsida; Fabales; Fabaceae
Product: agglutinin-like protein
Biological process (GO): regulation of DNA-templated transcription; circadian rhythm
Source: RefSeq, a predicted model, not a curated record